Pelobates cultripes (western spadefoot toad) is the source of this 489-nucleotide messenger RNA. The record is from the annotation of a GenBank genome assembly. NCBI's taxonomy places the organism in Eukaryota, Metazoa, Chordata, Amphibia, Anura, Pelobatidae.
AUGUCAUUAGUAAAAAAAGCCACACACUGCCUAGACCACGUAGAAGCGGCCUACAAGUUAUGGCUUCGAUGGUACUAUACGCCUCAACGGCUGGCCGAAAUAUACCCGGGCUCCCGGGCAACGUGCUGGCGCUGUAACCAACAAGAAGACACCCUAAGCCAUAUAUUCUGGUACUGCCCUGCACUCAGCCAAUACUGGCAACAAAUCCAAGACCUGAUAAAACUCAGAGUAGGGAUAGACCUACCACCUGCCCCUGAACAUUACCUGCUCCAUAUGAUGCCACCCGAAAUAACAGCCCACGAGGCCUCACUGAUCACCCACAUCACGCUUGCUGCAAAGCAACGAAUAGCUGCCCUAUGGAAAUCCACCUUAGCACCAGACAUACAGUCGGUAAUUACCAAAGUGAAUCUCACCCAACAGUAUGAGGAAAUGUCGCACACGAUUAGUGGUACCCUACUGAAGUAUAAGGGCAUUUGGUCCAAAUGGUAG